Messenger RNA from Bufo gargarizans (Asiatic toad), 1296 nucleotides. It is a transcript of the gene GAD2, whose product is annotated as glutamate decarboxylase 2. Gene Ontology annotation, cellular component: cytoplasm. The record is from RefSeq and is a predicted model, not a curated record. Lineage: Eukaryota; Metazoa; Chordata; Amphibia; Anura; Bufonidae. Bases 1 to 1296 code for a protein of 431 amino acids. Gene Ontology annotation, molecular function: pyridoxal phosphate binding; glutamate decarboxylase activity. Gene Ontology annotation, biological process: GABA shunt. The transcript has 12 exons.
AUGUCUGAUUGGCUCCACAUUCAGCAACAGGACAAUGAUCCUAAACAUACAGUCAAUGUUCUUAAGAACUAUCUUCAGUAUGAAAAAGAACAAGUAGUUCUGGAAGUGGUGAUAUGGCUCACACGGAGUCCUGAUCUCAACAUCAUCCAGUUCACCUAUGAAAUUGCUCCUGUAUUUGUACUCUUAGAAUAUGUCACCUUAAAGAAAAUGAGAGAACUCAUUGGUUGGCCUGGAGGAUGUGGUGAUGGAAUAUUUUCUCCAGGUGGUGCCAUAUCUAACUUGUAUGCUAUGUUGAUUGCACGUUUCAAGAUGUUCCCAGAGGUUAAAGAGAAAGGAAUGUCAGCCAUCCCAAGACUGGUUGCCUUCACAUCAGAACAGAGUCACUUUUCAGUAAAGAAGGGAGCAGCAGCCUUGGGAAUUGGCACAGACAGUGUGAUCCUUAUCAGGUGUGAUGAAAGGGGGAAAAUGAUCCCAUCAGAUCUUGAAAGGAGAAUCAUUGAAGCCAAGCAGAAAGGAUACGUGCCAUUUUUUGUUAGUGCCACAGCAGGGACAACUGUCUAUGGUGCAUUUGACCCACUUGUUGCUAUAUCUGAUGUCUGUAAAAAGUAUAACAUCUGGAUGCAUGUUGAUGCAGCAUGGGGUGGAGGACUGCUGAUGUCAAGAAAACACAGAUGGAAGUUAAAUGGUGCUGACAGAGCCAAUUCUGUCACAUGGAAUCCACACAAAAUGAUGGGAGUUCCACUACAGUGCUCAGCACUUUUGGUUAGAGAAGAGGGAAUAAUGCAAAACUGCAAUCAGAUGCAUGCAUCCUACCUCUUCCAGCAAGAUAAACAAUAUGACCUGUCCUAUGACACUGGGGACAAGGCCCUGCAAUGUGGACGUCAUGUAGACAUUUUUAAACUUUGGUUGAUGUGGAGAGCUAAGGGAACAACAGGAUUUGAGGUUCAGAUUGAUAAAUGCUUAGAACUGGCAGAAUAUCUGUAUAAUAAAAUAAAGAAUCGGGAAGGCUAUGAACUGGUCAUUGAAGGAAAGCCUCAGCAUACCAAUGUUUGCUUUUGGUAUAUACCCCCAAGUUUAAGGCACAUGGAAGACAAUGAGGAAAGAAUGGCAAGACUUGUGAAGGUGGCACCAGUGAUCAAGGCCCGGAUGAUGGAAUAUGGAACCACCAUGGUCAGUUAUCAACCUCUUGGAGACAAAGUAAACUUCUUCCGCAUGGUGAUCUCUAACCCAGCAGCAACUCAUCAAGACAUUGAUUUUCUGAUUGAUGAAAUUGAACGCCUUGGACAGGAUUUAUAA